This is a messenger RNA of Haliotis rufescens (red abalone), 1629 nucleotides long. RefSeq names its product 33 kDa inner dynein arm light chain, axonemal. The transcript is spliced from 6 exons. The record is from RefSeq and is a predicted model, not a curated record. Gene Ontology annotation, molecular function: dynein heavy chain binding. Gene Ontology annotation, cellular component: axoneme; filopodium. Lineage: Eukaryota; Metazoa; Mollusca; Gastropoda; Lepetellida; Haliotidae. Bases 94 to 867 code for a protein of 257 amino acids.
CGCAUUACAUCGUUGCUAUAGCUACAACUCAAGCGUCUUUACCAAACCUCCACACUGGUUGCAGAGUUCCACAGUUGUCACACAGUCGUCAAAAUGAUUCCACCAAACGCUUCUCUCGUAAAAUAUGACAACCCUGUGCUUGUCAGCAGAAAUACCGACAAGAAAACUCCACGGGCACGAGCACUGAAGGUGAGUCCUACCCCUCCUACAGGCACAGGGCCUGUGCCAAACCCUCCUGCCAAACAGAAACUUGCACCAGUUGAUGCCAAGGCUGCACAGCAGACAGAUGAAAUUCUCAAUAGUAUUCUUCCACCUAGGGAAUGGACAGAGAGUGGUCAGCUGUGGGUUCAACAAGUGUCCAGCACUCCAGCCACUCGCCUGGAUGUGGUCAACUUGCAGGAAGAACUGGACAGACGGCUUCAGCAAAGACAAGCCCGGGAGACUGGCAUCUGUCCGGUCCGGAGGGAGCUCUACUCACAGUGUUUUGAUGAAUUGAUACGUCAAGUAACCAUCAACUGUGCUGAGCGUGGCCUACUGUUACUGCGUGUGAGAGAUGAGAUCCGCAUGACCAUUGCAGCAUAUCAGACACUGUAUGAGAGUAGUGUAGCCUUCGGCAUGCGCAAGGCACUGCAGGCUGAACAGGGCAAAGCUGACAUGGAGAAAAAGAUCACAGAUCUAGAGCAGGAGAAACGUGACCUUGAGCGCAACGUUAAUGAGCUGAAGGCCAAGUGUGAGCAGAUUGAGAAGCGAGCAGCUGAGCAGAGGCAGGUGGAGGAGAAGAAGCACACCGAGGAGAUCCAGUUCCUCAAGAGGACAAACCAGCAGCUGAAGACUCAACUGGAAGGAAUCAUCGCCCCAAAGAAAUAAAAUCCCAAACAAACCAUUUUAUCUGCAUCCAAGUGUACAUAUAUAAGUCUGAGAAUCUAUAUGGUAUAUAUAGCAAUAAGUGUAUGGUGUCUCCAGUGUAUGUGAAGGGAGGAUUCAACACCAAGUACCAACAUUUGUAAAUAUGAACAUAUUUAUUGCUUGUCGGUACUGUUGAUACAGCUGUGAUAGUGUGUUGAACGUGAUGGGAAAUGUCCCGAGAACUAAGAAUAUGUCAUUGUAAAUAAAUAUAUUCUUCUGACUUUCAUCUUGCAUUUCCAGAAAGGUAUUUGGUUUUAUUAGAGAUGAUUAACCUUUUUGAUUUCGUGUACAAAAUGACCUAUACAGAACAUGAUGACCUUAGUAUUUGUGGACCAAGUUGUUAAUGUUUUCUGUCACUUUUGAAACUUUUUUGUUCAGAUGGCAGCUUCCAUGUUCCAUCCUGCAUUAUUUUCAGCAUUACAAUUCUUGGUAUCAAGACCGAUAUCUCCUGAUUAUGUAAAUGAGUUUGUGCUUGUUUUUCAGCCAUGGAAUAUUUGUCAGUCAAAUGUUUUGCCUUCACUCCGAGUGCAUGUUACUGACAUGUCACUAUCACAGUUUUUUUUUCAUUUUUCAGAGUGAAAUCAAUUCUUAACUCAAUAAUUGAAUUGUGUUACAUCUGUGUGUAAAAUUGUCACUUGGUCAUUUCAAAUUUUUUUUAUGGACAGUUUGUCAUAUCAUUGGUUAAAUCAAAACAUCACUGAAUAAAGUUUAUUAAUACCAUUA